CCAACAGUAAUACACUUUGAACUUGAGGAGAGGGGCUGAAAAGUAGGCAUCUUGCUUUCCAUGUCUGCUUUGAUGAACAUUUGAAGUCUUGUUUUCAUGAAGCAGGGACACGAGUUACGUUUCUGGAUGGGCAGGAGCUUGAAGCAGAAAUGGCCAGUUUGAAUAAGAAUAUGGGAAAGGUUGCAGGAGGAGAGCCGUCUAAGCCGUCUGUUUUCACAUUUGUGCCAGUGGUGCAGAAAUUACCAAGCAAAAAUAUUAUUGCUGAGGAGGAGAGAUCUACAGCUCUGACCAGAAACCCAGAUAAGAACGUAGCCGUGUCCCAUGAGGAGACAACAAGCAUGUCAGACGGGGAGAUUUUCAAAGCAGAGAUAGUCUUUAUCAAGGACUCUGUGGAGGGGAAAGCAGGAAACGUAAUCCAACGGGGGACAGAACCUCACAUGAAACCUUCACCAGUUCUGGUGAGCCUGACUCACACCAAAGCCUCUCCAUCAGCCAGGUCUGAAAAUACCCCCAACCACGUAGCCGCCGCGACGGCCUCUAUGGAAACAGCUGUUGACAAACACAGGGGCAUUUCCCAGCGGCGGUGUCACGAUACCUCUGGACAUGCUGAGGUUAGCUUGGGUUGCUUUGCAAAUAGAAAGUCUGUGUCAGAAGACAGAACAAGCCCCACAAACUCCGCAGAUCUGUUCCCCACCCCGGCUUCAUCCAGAGAGUCCAUCCUCUCAGAGGGCUCGGACAGAGAUAAGAGCUGGUCUGCUGCUCAGCUUUCCUCUGUUGCCUCUCCUGUUUCUUUCAGCCGCACUGUUUCUCAGUGCUCAUCUGUCCGCUCGGGCGUCUUCACCCCUGCCGUCGUCCAGAUCAAGAGGCAUUUUCUGGCUCCUGGCUCUAGUCUGGUUAACAUCCCCCAAACCUGCUUCUCAUCCUGCGAGAGCCUGACCUCCUCUGUCUGUCUAGAGACUUCUCCUCCCCGGCACCGGCCUCCUCUCACUCGACUGUCCCUCCUUACUGCCAUCCUAAGGAAAGGUCGUCUUCCUGUCCUGUCGCCUGCUCCACAGAGGCCUUACACCCCCUGCUGGCCUGUUAACCCUGUGACCCUGUCCUUCUGUAACGCAUGCUCAGCAGCCUCCAGCGUGGCCUCUAUUCCCCUGGAGUUUUCCUCUCUCUACUCCUCAUCGGCUUCUAUAGAUAGUCAAAGCCACGUUCACAGGGAAGCGAAUCGGUGCAUCACUGCUCCUCCAACGGUGCAGCCGAGUGAGCUCAGCAGAACCCGUCCUCAAGUGAAAAGAUGCUCGGAGCAAAUUCACUCCGGCAGCGUGCCUAGAAGGGAGCGGGUUGUUUCACCACCGCCGGUGAAGAGCAGCACUCUACCCAGAGCUCCACUGUUCUGCUCAAACUUCAAAUCUGUUUCUCCAUCAAAGCAUGAAGCAAUAGACUGUGCAACCUCCAACAAGCUGCCACACACACACAUCUGCAGCUCCGCUGAGCUGAAGCCCAGCAACACUCACAUGUUCCUCAAGGGCCAUGCAGAUAACAACCUCAAAAAACUCAUCUCCCCAUCCACUAAACUUAGUAAUGAGCCAGACACCGCUGUGCCCCAGAAAUGGAGUCACCAACCAAAUUCAUCUCUCUCAAAGCUUCACUCGCUUUCUCAAAAGCUGAGAUCUGCGCCUGUCUCUCCUCCUCAUCCUCAGCUUUCAUGUGCCACAACUUUCUCUGCUCGCACUGACACAGCAUCACCUCUUCCUGCUUUACAAAAUGUGGGAUCAGAGGGAAGCUGCCCCGACUCUAAAAGUGUCACACCAUCUCGGGGUUUCCACAAAGCCAGCUGCCUGUCUCCUUCCCGCUACACACCUAUUGUCUUUUCCGGGUGGCCGUCACCCGCCGACUCCCCCACACCUACGCCCUCCCCUGCUCCUCCAAUCAGAGACCUCACCCCCUCCCCUCCUCUCUCCCUGCGCUCCACACCCUCCCCAAGGCCUGGGAGUGGAAUAUCAGACUGCAGUGACAGGGAGGGUAAAAAAAGAAAGACACACAAGAUUAAGUCGAGCUACAAAUCGCUCGCUGCAAUUCCCACAAACACCCUCCUGCUGGAUCAGCAAGUGAUAGACGAGCAGGUAGAGAGAGAACUGAGUCCUUGUGACACGCCGGACGGAGGAGUUGCAGACACCCAUAUGGAGAUGUGCUCACCUGCUCAACUCCGGCAACAGUCAGAGGAACUUUAUGCUGUCAUUGAUGAGAUACUGGCAAAUUCCACUCCAGUAUCCUCCAGGUCAUCGACUCCCAAUGUUGGUCUGCAGGUAAAAAACAACUCGUCAUUUCCAAAAUCCUUGGGACGUGAAACCAAAUAUGCAUCGUUAUGCAGCUUGCACCCUUCUGCCGGUGUGGAAAGAAAACUGACGGAUUCUAAAAAGACGAAACCUGGGGUCAUUCGCCCGAUGACGGUCAUUCCAAGACUGACAGUGGAGGAAGAAGAAGAGCUUUGCUCAAAUCCCUUCAGGCAGUUCACUGUCAAGCAAACCUUCAAUGACAAGAAGAAGGCAGAAAACACGCAUCCCAAACCUGGAGGGAUAAACUGGCACACAGGUUCAACAGGCAAAACACCGAGUGAGGAGAGGAAGCCUCAAAGAAGAAGUCCUUUCUCUGUAUGUGACCUGCAGAUCACAGAGCCUGAAGAGCAGAUCAGUCACCUUGGGAAAGAUGCUUUGACAUCUUUCAGUCCUACCGAGAGGCAUAUGCAAGCUUUUGAAACUCAUAUUUAAGUGCUUUUUCUUCAGUAAACAAUUAUUUGCUUAAGCACAUUCAGUAUUCAAGGCAGUUCCGGCUAACGGAGCAAUGACAAGUUGAUUGCACCUCAUCAGCAUGAAUGUCCAUGUGGUUGUUUACAGGAGUCGACAGCAAGGGUUUAGAUCGCCUGAUGAUAGAGCUGCACUCAACUGACCAUUCGCUAGUUUCCGUUAACGACAUGCAUUGUCAUUUUUGAAAUGGUGAGUCUUUAAUUUCAGACAGAGACGGACAAAAGUAGUCUUCUUAUUUUUUUUCUGUGCUAAUUGAAGCUUCGUCAGACAGAAUCUCUUGAAUAUCGGGGAAAAAAACACAAUUGUAGUCACUCCCUUUAGACGCUCUUGGAAAAGAGAGAUUGAGAAAGAAAACAUAUCUUUGAAACUAUUUGACCUGAUUUGCACUUCUGAUGAAGUACACCGACACCUUAAAGUUGCACCUCCUCACCACAAGUUUAUGAUAGAUACACGUAAAUAAGGAAGCAACAUUGUUUUUGUAUUAUAAUGCAGAUCUUCUGCGGGUAUUUCAGGAUAUAUCAUGAGAAAAACAGACUUGUAGAAGCAUCGCAGAGGAUAAAGCUAUCUUCAUGAUUUCUCUCUUUCAAAUGUUAAGGUUACCCUAAACUUUGAUCUGUACCUGACACCAUCCUGCAAACUUUUUGUUUGUUGAGACAAAGCAUCACAGAAUCCAAAGCUUGACGGAACUGCAGUGGCAGAUCUAGCAAUGGUCAGUUGCUGAAAAACAAGCCAAAGACAAGAGAUAGUGACACAACCCUGAUCAUCUUUUUUUUUUUUAAGUAAAAACUAAUUUGACCUAGAAAGACGCAUGUAAAAAACCUACUGUGUGGCCUUUUAUUGGUCUUACAGUGUGUUUUAUUCACAAACUAUGAUCACAGUCAUUGCAGUACAACAUUAAAUUCAUGCAAAUGAUGUGACUCACUGUAAAGAAAAUAACAUUUUAUUAUUAUUAUUAUUAUUAUUAUUAUUAUUAUUAUUAUUAUUAAUAAUAAUAAUAAUAAUAAAUGAUUUGAAGAAAAACUGGAAUGUUUAAUAAACAAUUUACCUACCUUC
This is a messenger RNA of Amphiprion ocellaris (clown anemonefish), 3848 nucleotides long. It is a transcript of the gene mlip, whose product is annotated as muscular LMNA-interacting protein. Gene Ontology annotation, biological process: negative regulation of transcription by RNA polymerase II. Gene Ontology annotation, molecular function: transcription corepressor activity; lamin binding. Gene Ontology annotation, cellular component: nuclear envelope; sarcolemma; PML body. The transcript has 12 exons. The record is from RefSeq and is a predicted model, not a curated record. NCBI's taxonomy places the organism in Eukaryota, Metazoa, Chordata, Actinopteri, Pomacentridae. The coding region runs from base 150 to 2759 and encodes 869 amino acids.